UUCAAGCUCUCAGUCGGUUGUGCGGGAGAAGGGGGCGGUCGGCUUUCUCCUUUCAAGAACGAGUUAUUUUCAGCUGCUGACUGGAGACGGUGCACGUCUGGAGACAGGAGCAUUUCCACUAUGGGACUGGAUACAGACCCACACCCGGCGGACUGCAAGAGUCUCAGAUUGAGGAGAAAGCCCUUCCUGCUGCUGCCACUGCUUCUGAAGAUCCACUCCUUUCAUGGUUUUUCCUGCCAAGCCAGAGGCACCUUCGCUGCUGCCACUGUUCUCUUUGGUGUCAUUCAGCGGCUGGCCAGAGGAUGAGACUCCCCAAACUCCUCACUUUCUUGCUUUGGCACCUGGCUUGGCUGGAUCUGCAACUCAUCUGCACUGUGUUGGGUGCCCCUGACUUGGGCCAGAGAUCCCCGGGGGCCAGGCCAGGACUGGCCAAAGCGGAGGCCAAAGAGAGGCCCCCCCUGGCUCGGAACAUCUUUAGGCCAGGUGGUCACAGCUACAGUGGGGGGGCCGCCAAUGCCAGGGCAAAGGGAGGAGCUGGGCAGACACAGGCCAAGAAAGAUGAACCCAAAAAGCUGUCCCCUAGAUCUGGUGGCCCUGAUACCAAGCCAGGAUCCCCUCCUCAGAUCAGGCAGGCUGCAUCACGGACUGUAACUCCAAAAGGACAGCUUCCUGGGGGCAAAGCACCCCCCAAAGCAGGACCUGUCCCCAGCUCCUUUCUGCUGAAGAAGUCCAGGGAGCCUGGGCCCCCCCAAGAGCCCAAGGAGCCAUUCCGCCCGCCCCCCAUCACACCCCACGAGUACAUGCUCUCGCUGUACAAGACGCUGUCCGAUGCUGACAGAAAGGGAAGCAACAGCAGCGUGAAGUUGGAGGCUGGCCUGGCCAACACGAUCACCAGCUUUAUUGACAAAGGGCAAGAUGAUCGAGGCCCUGUGGUCAGGAAACAGAGGUACGUGUUUGACAUUAGUGCCCUGGAGAAGGAUGGGCUGCUGGGGGCCGAGCUGCGGAUCUUGCGGAAGAAGCCCUCAGACACAGCCAAGCCAGUAGCCCCCGGUGGCGGGCGGGCUGCCCAGCUGAAGCUGUCCAGCUGCCCCAGCGGCCGGCAGCCGGCAGCCUUGCUGGAUGUGCGCUCUGUGCCAGGCCUGGAUGGGUCUGGCUGGGAGGUGUUUGACAUCUGGAAGCUCUUCCGAAACUUUAAGAAUUCAGCGCAGCUGUGCCUGGAGCUGGAGGCCUGGGAGCGUGGCAGGGCUGUGGACCUCCGUGGCCUGGGUUUUGACCGGGCUGCCCGGCAGGUCCAUGAGAAGGCCUUGUUCCUGGUGUUUGGCCGCACCAAGAAACGAGACCUAUUCUUUAAUGAGAUUAAGGCCCGAUCUGGCCAGGACGAUAAGACUGUGUACGAGUAUCUGUUUAGCCAGCGGCGGAAAAGACGGGCCCCACUGGCCACUCGCCAGGGCAAGCGACCUAGCAAGAACCUCAAGGCCCGCUGUAGUCGGAAGGCGCUGCAUGUCAACUUCAAAGACAUGGGUUGGGAUGACUGGAUCAUCGCACCCCUUGAGUAUGAGGCCUUCCACUGUGAAGGGCUGUGUGAAUUUCCCUUGCGCUCUCACCUCGAGCCCACAAACCAUGCAGUCAUCCAGACCCUGAUGAACUCUAUGGACCCCGAGUCCACACCACCUACCUGCUGUGUACCCACGCGGCUGAGUCCCAUCAGCAUCCUCUUCAUUGACUCAGCCAACAACGUGGUGUAUAAGCAGUAUGAGGACAUGGUCGUGGAGUCUUGUGGCUGCAGGUAGCAGCACUGGCUCUGUCUUCUGGGGUAGCACAUUCUGAGAGUCCCUCUUCACACUCUUGGAAUCCCAGCAGGUUGCACUCGAAGCAGCCAGAAGUAUCUACAUGACCUGCAUGAAAGGAGAUUCCAUCAGCCUUGUUUACUCUGAGGGUAACUUGGGCUAAAGCUCCCCUUUAUUCCACAAGUCUCCCUGAAGAUUUCUGCUCUUCUGCUGCUCUGACUGACAGGGACAACCCCAGGGGAUAGACUAUGAAUGAGACACUUAGAAGACAGUGUUUUCCAAUGAGACUCAGCCUGCCGUCUCCCCUUACCUGAGGCUUCUUGGCCUCUGAACUAUCCAGGGGACCAGGUGCUAGUCCAAGCAUCUCCUGAGAGAGCCACUGGUGCCAUUUCUUCCUUGAGUCACUUUUGUGCCUGGCGACUUUCUGCCCUUGAGGCGGAUGAGACGCUGUUUGGGCUGGGGUUGGAGAUAGCGGGAGAGGGCUUGGGCAGAGGUGAGAUGUAUGAGGCCAUUAAACUGUUAGAUUAAAAUGUACAUUAAUGACAUAAAAAGCAAAACUGUUCCUAAAA
Molecule: messenger RNA, 2356 nt
Organism: Octodon degus (degu)
Lineage: Eukaryota; Metazoa; Chordata; Mammalia; Rodentia; Octodontidae
Gene: Gdf5
Product: growth differentiation factor 5
Exons: 2
Coding region: 303-1790 (495 amino acids)
Biological process (GO): SMAD protein signal transduction; BMP signaling pathway
Cellular component (GO): extracellular region
Molecular function (GO): growth factor activity; cytokine activity
Source: RefSeq, a predicted model, not a curated record